Messenger RNA from Candidula unifasciata, 459 nucleotides. Lineage: Eukaryota; Metazoa; Mollusca; Gastropoda; Stylommatophora; Geomitridae. The record is from the annotation of a GenBank genome assembly.
AUGUUAACUCAUUUCAAACAAUCUCUGUACAUGUUAACUCAUUUCAAACAAUCUCUGUACAUGUUAACUCAUUUCAAAACAAUCUCUGUACAUGUUAACUCAUUUCAAACAAUCUCUGUACAUGUUAACUCAUUUCAAACAAUCUCUGUACAUGUUAACUCAUUUCAAACAAUCUCUGUACAUGUUAACUCAUUUCAAACAAUCUCUGUACAUGUUAACUCAUUUCAAACAAUCUCUGUACAUGUUAACUCAUUUCAAACAAUCUCUGUACAUGUUAACUCAUUUCAAACAAUCUCUGUACAUGUUAACUCAUUUCAAACAAUCUCUGUACAUGUUAACUCAUUUCAAACAAUCUCUGUAGAUGUUAACUCAUUUCAAACAAUCUCUGUACAUGUUAACUCAUUUCAAACAAUCUCUGUACAUGUUAACUCAUUUCAAACAAUCUCCACGCGUGUGUGA